This is a messenger RNA of Thecamonas trahens ATCC 50062, 1397 nucleotides long. RefSeq names its product glycoprotein endo-alpha-1,2-mannosidase. The transcript has 2 exons. Bases 28 to 1305 code for a protein of 425 amino acids. The record is from RefSeq and is a predicted model, not a curated record. Gene Ontology annotation, cellular component: Golgi apparatus. Gene Ontology annotation, molecular function: alpha-mannosidase activity. NCBI's taxonomy places the organism in Eukaryota, Apusomonadida, Apusomonadidae.
ACAGGCAUCGUCACUCUCGGCCUCGUCAUGCUCUCUCUCCACACACCGGACGACGUUGCUCCCGUACCUACAACACCACCGCGACAUGCUGUCCCGGUGGAAGCGUCGGCAAAUGUCCCGGCGGACACAGAUGGGAUAAUCACCCCCACACCCUCGGCUCGCCCUCCGCCCGUCAAGCCCGACAAGAUGACCAUCGGGGACGACGCUGACGUCGCCCACGGUGGAGAGACGGCCUCGACCAAUGUCCACAUCUUCUACUACCCGUGGUACGCAGAGCCGGAGACCGACGGCAAGUGGGAGCACUGGAACCACGAGUACCUGCCGCACUGGACCGACGCCACCAACGCCCGCUUCCCGGAAAUCGGCUCGCGCCACGCGCCGCCUCACGACAUCGGCGCCUCGUUCUACCCGCUCCUCGGCCCCACCAUCGCUCAGCACUUUGCAUGGCUCCUUGACGCAGGCGUCGGUGUCGUCGUCGUCUCCUGGCACGGCACAUCCGGCGCCGAUGGCGAGGGCGUCGGCUCCCAUCCGCGCCUCCCGCUCAUAUUUGACGUCGCUGAGGCCACCGGUAUGGCCAUCGCCCUCCACCUCGAGCCGUACAAGGGCCGCUCGGCAGACUCGCUCGCCGCCGACCUCGCUUACAUCGCCGCCACAUGGGGCGACUCACCGGCUCUCUUCCGGGAUCCGGCAUCUGGUCUGCCCAUGCACUACGUCUACGACUCGUACCUCUUGCCCGCCGCCGACUGGGCCCGCCUCCUCACCCCAGCCGGCGAUCUCUCCGUCCGCAAGACACCCGCCGACGCCAUCUUUCUCUCGCUCUACCUCGACCGCUCCUCCGAGCCCUUUGUCACCACUGCAGGCUUUGAUGGCAUUUACACCUACUUUGCCUCCAAUGGCUUUACCGACGGAUCGCGCUCGUCGGCCUGGCCGCGUCUCGCCGCAUGGGCCGCCUCCCACUCGCUCCUCUUCGUCCCCUCCAUCGGUCCGGGCUACGACGACGUCCAGGUCCGCCCCUGGAACGCCGCAAACACAAAGGCCCGCUCUGCCGGUGCCUACUACUCGGCCUACUUUGACGACGCCAACGCCAUCUCUCCGCACCUUGCCUACCUCUCCAUCACCUCGUUCAACGAGUGGCACGAGGGCACCCACAUCGAGCCCUCGGUCGCUCAGCGCAGAUCGCCCGACGACCCAUCCUCGGCCUACGCCACCUUUACCAACGCUGACGGCGAUGACGAUCCCUUCAUGUACCUGGCUCUCACUGCCGACUUUGUUCACAAGUGGCUUGCCGCGCUCGCCGCGUACUAGCGCAUCCGCACACAUGCCUAUCGUCGCCUCGCCGCUCGGCUUGAUGCCGCUGCACGUGCCAUCUCCCGCCGCCGUGCCGCCUCGCUCCGUGC